GUGCUCUUUCAGAAUUCGAUUAUUAAUCAACCAGUCAAUAUUCUCAUGUCAAAUCUAGCUAGAGUCAUUCAAAGGCUUAUAAUCAUCUCAAUAUGUCAAUACCAUAUCAUCCUAAGAAUACUUGUAGCUGUUCUAUAGCAAAAUAAAGAAAGCGUUUUCUAAGGGGUUUCGUGGUGAAAAUCUUGGCAUUUUUGAUCGACUUCUGCUUGGUCAGCAAUCACCAAAAUCCGUUGAGAGGGGCCUGUGUCAACACGACGCAUUAUGUGAGUGUCCCGAGCUACAUCCAUGUUUUGAACUGUGACCCCUGAAAGUAUCAGAUGAGGGAUAGACAACUUUGAGCUUGUCUGCCAUCAAGCAAGAUUGUCAAAAUGGCAGAAGCUAAAUUGGAGGUCGCAAAACACAUCAAGUAUUGGCAGAGAUGUUUACAUUCUCUCUUGCCUACUGUAUAUACCAGUACAGAUUCCUCGCGCUUGACUCUUGGCUUCUUCAUCCUUUCCGCUCUCGAUUUACUUAAUGUUGGCGCAUCUACGUUUUCAGAUUCGCAACGCAGAGCUAUACGAGCUUGGAUACUGAAGUGCCAACAUCCGUUUGGGGGGUUUUGCGGUUCUACUAAUCAUAGGUUUCCUGAUGUUUAUUAUGCAGAUGUAGGGAAUGGGAAACGAGAUAUCGAUCCUGCGAAUUUACCUGCGACGUUUUUUGCGAUCUUGAGUUUAGGUUUUGUGGGGGGCUUGAAGGAUGUGAAAAGGGAAGAGUGUUUGCGAUGGCUGAAGCGACUGCAGAGGGACGAUGGGAGUUUUGGGGAAUUCAUUACGGAAGAUGGGAAAAUACAAGGUGGGACAGAUAUGAGAUAUUGCUAUGUGGCUACAGCGAUUCGAUGGAUGUUGACUGGAGAUGCGCAUGAGGAGAGGGGAGAGGAUGAUAUUGACGUGGAGAAAUUGGUGGGACAUUUAAGAGCUGGGCAGACAUAUGAUGGGGGCAUUUCAGAAAGUGCGCAGCAUGAGGCGCAUGCUGGGUACACCUAUUGUGCCAUUGCCUCCUUGUCCCUUCUCGAUCGACUGCCAAAAUACCCCUCUUCACAACCUACCGAAUCAUCAAAUGCAAACCCCGCUUUACCUGGUCUCACAAACUUGCCGGAAACUAUCAGAUGGCUGGCAUUGAGGCAGACAUCGUAUAACGAAGAAGAGGAAGGAGAUGAAGAUGGCCAUAAUGAAGCGACAUCGGACCAUCACUUUGUACCGGAUGUCGACUCUACAUUCGUUGGUUUCAAUGGGCGGUGCAAUAAGCGGGUUGAUACUUGUUAUUGUUUUUGGGUUGGGGGUUCUUUGAGCAUGCUCGGUCGCUCCGAUGUUAUCAACAGAGAUGGAUCCCGAAGAUUCCUGUUUGAGAAAACACAACAUAUGAUUGGUGGUUUUGGGAAAACGCCUGGAGAUCCACCAGAUAUCUAUCACUCAUAUCUAGGUCUUGCUGCUCUAGCAGUACUGAAAGAACCUGGCAUUAAGGAACUCGACUCCGCAUUGUGUAUCAGUGUGGAUGCUAAGAAGAACAUAGAAGAGCUAAGGAAAGCUGCAUUAGUUCCUUCUAGGACGUAUUGGGUGCAUGGAUACAGUUUCACAGUACGGGAAGAUAGCCCCGAAUUUGGAGAAAAGAUGGCAAUGGACGAAGGUCCGCCGAAAAGUCUAAUAAACGCUUUUGAGGGUGUUAAGAUAGCGGCAUAAUAACGGCGUAGUAAUUCUUGGCUGGGUGUUUCUGUAGUACUAUUUUAAUGAUACCACCCAAGUUCUUAUCUUUGACAAAUGUAUCA
Messenger RNA from Botrytis cinerea B05.10, 1801 nucleotides. RefSeq names its product Bccdc43 (gene Bccdc43). Gene Ontology annotation, cellular component: CAAX-protein geranylgeranyltransferase complex. Gene Ontology annotation, molecular function: CAAX-protein geranylgeranyltransferase activity. Lineage: Eukaryota; Fungi; Ascomycota; Leotiomycetes; Helotiales; Sclerotiniaceae. The transcript has a single exon. The record is from RefSeq and is a predicted model, not a curated record. Gene Ontology annotation, biological process: protein geranylgeranylation. Bases 369 to 1715 code for a protein of 448 amino acids.